GCCCGCUACUAUUAAGAUUUAAUUCUUAUUACAAUGACCACCGUGUUUCAAACGGAUUCAGAUGAUGUAAAUGCCAAUUUUUGGUAUUCUUUAGCAUUCACUCUACAACAUGACACAACAAUCGGCGGUAGACUUGGAGCUUGGUCAACGAAUCAAUUCGUUUCCGGCUUUGAGCAAAUAUUCUACUUGGUUACUGCCAUGGACCCGAGCAUCAACUGGGGGUGCUCCGCCCCAAGAUACCCAAGUUGUUAGGAAACAGAUUGAGGACUUUCCACUAGGAUACCCUCGUUUCUCAGCUCUUGUUGCCUCUCAUAAUUCGUUCCACCUCUGUCGCCGAUUCUCUGGCUUGCGCGCGCGAUUACUUCUGCUUAAACAGGAUAAACUAUCGCUCUUGGAAAAGCAACUAGAGAAGAUCGAUAGAGAUGAAGGGCCUAGCCUAUCACUAGGAAGUUGUCGUCGGGACACUAACAGCGAAAGGCACGAGGUUCUUGCAAAGAUACAAGAUGCUUUAGCCGACUAUGAUGAGUACUUAGAGAGACACCAACGUGCUCUUUACUUCGAAUCUGCGCCACCACGUGCUAUAUCGAACCUAAGAAACUGGAUCAGCGGGACUGGCUGUGUAGCACGUAAUGAGACAGCCUACCUGGAAUACGAUGAAGACCUCGUCAGCCUUGCCACGUCAGAGGAUUUUCUGGUGACAUGGCUAGAGGUACAGGCAGAGAAUAUUCGCGUCUACUUGCAUAAGCUCCUUAUCAACAGUGGGCUUAAAAGUCCCCCAGGCACUCAGCUGGGCGUUUCGCGAGACCCAAAAGUGCACAUCUUCUCACCAUCGUCACUGAGGCUGAUGGUGAGAAUAUUUGUGGUACCCUUCAUAACAAUCCUCCUUCUUGCCCCAGUCAUUAUUUGUAGUUUUGUCAACAGUUUAUCGGCUAGACUAAUCAUCGUCGUCGCCGCUACCAUGAUGUUUGUGGUUGCUUUAUCCAGCCUCACUAGAACGCGGAUAGUCGAGCUAAUUGUAGCUGGCGCGACGUAUACUACAGUUCUCGUAGUCUUCAUAUCGGGUACAGGUGGACCCGCUCAUUAAUGGCCAAACCAAGCCUCAUUCGUUGUCAACAAUAAAUUAAGGGUGUGAGACCAUCAAUGCUUACCUGGGUGGAACUAGCCUUUUCUAUGUAAACGGCUGGGCGGUUGGUAGAAUUAGCCAUACAAUGUGCUGUAAUAUUUUGCCUUGUCAUGAAGGCUAGUUGUCAUUCUUCAAUACUACGUAACGGAUGCAAGGGAAUAGUCAUAGGGUUGCAUUGCUUUUCGCCACAACGUUGACAUCCAGUUAUCAUUUAGAAUAGUAACA
Daldinia loculata is the source of this 1348-nucleotide messenger RNA. RefSeq lists its product as uncharacterized. Bases 110 to 1084 code for a protein of 324 amino acids. Lineage: Eukaryota; Fungi; Ascomycota; Sordariomycetes; Xylariales; Hypoxylaceae. The transcript is spliced from 4 exons. The record is from RefSeq and is a predicted model, not a curated record.